AACUUCUUCGAUCAAUCGUUCAUCAUAUUACUUUUUAUUGCGUAGUAGCUGUGUACUGUGUGUGCAAUUAUUUUUCUCUCUCUUUGUCUUCGAUUUCGCGAAGCAGUUGACGCGCGUUUGUGAAAAUAAUUGUAAUUAAAUAGAAAAUAUCUAUCUACAACUAUCAAAAUGGUUGAUCAAAUUGAAAUGGCUUUAGAUGACAUCAUAAAAGCUAAUAAAAAAGCACCAAGCAGGGGCGGCGGCGCUGGACGUAAAUUCAAUACAGCAAGAAAACCUGGUGGCGGCCGUGGUGGAGCAGCUGGUGGUGGAUUUAGAAAUGGCCGCACGGGGGGCGUUUUGCGCGGUAGAAACCGUGGCGGUAUAUCUAAAUCAACAAAUUACUCAAGGGGCGAUGUUAACAGCGCAUGGAAACAUGACAUGUUCAAUGACUUUGGUGAACGGAAGAUUCAAAGAAACACCAUGCCAUCUAUCACAACUGGCCCCACAAAGUUAUUAGUAUCCAACUUAGACUUUGGAGUCUCCGAUUCUGACAUACAAGAGCUGUUCUCAGAAUUUGGAAUUCUGAAAAGUGCAGCUGUACAUUAUGAUAGAUCUGGAAGAUCUUUAGGUACUGCUGAUGUGGUGUUCGAGAGGAAAGCUGAUGCAUUAAAGGCUAUGAAGCAAUACAAUGGAGUACCAUUAGAUGGAAGAGCAAUGAAUAUUCAAUUAGCUACUUCUGAGAUAAGCAACUUUAGAAAUGAAGAAAGAAAUCGAAUUGGCGGUGGCGGUGGCAACGCUGGCGGCAAUGGACCAGUCAGGAGAAAUAUGAAUAGAGGUGGACCAAACCGAAAUCAAGGUGGAGGUGGAUCCCGUGGUAAUGCUCGCCGUCCUGGCCGUGGAGGUGCUGGAGCAGGCCGUGGGAAACGUCCCAUACCCACAGCAGAACAGUUAGAUGCUGAACUUGAUGCUUAUGUCAAAGAAAUUAAGUGAAUGAUAAGUUUGUGUAGUGUAAAAGACUAUUUUGUAAGUUUAUAAGUUUAGAAUAAACAUGAAGAACUUCAAGUAUUGACACCAGAUUUAACCGUAGUUAAUGGUUAAUGAAAAAUAUCAACAAAUUGAUAACAAUUAAAUUGAAAUUGUGUUUUGACUCAAUGUUAAAUGAUUGAAUAAACAUAAGAAUUUGGUACAUAUAAAUACAUUGUUAAUUAAGUCCACCUUUGUUGAAUGUAAUUACAUAUUUCUUAGUCACUAUCUCUAGGAAGUUGCUAUCUCCUUGUCAUUUUUUUGUGUCGUAUGAUAAGUCUUUGAUUAAUGUUAUUCCUAUAGGCUAAAUUAAAUUGGUGACUAUUUCGUUGUAUUGUAAUGGUAACAGCUAUACGAAUUUAGCAUUUACACAAAAAAAAAAGUAUGAAAGCUGUUCAAGUAGUACUAAAAUUAAAUGUAUACCAAGCAGAA
Molecule: messenger RNA, 1434 nt
Organism: Spodoptera frugiperda (fall armyworm)
Lineage: Eukaryota; Metazoa; Arthropoda; Insecta; Lepidoptera; Noctuidae
Gene: Ref1
Product: THO complex subunit 4
Exons: 4
Coding region: 169-969 (266 amino acids)
Biological process (GO): mRNA export from nucleus
Cellular component (GO): nucleus
Molecular function (GO): mRNA binding
Source: RefSeq, a predicted model, not a curated record